Molecule: messenger RNA, 576 nt
Organism: Lodderomyces orthopsilosis Co 90-125
Lineage: Eukaryota; Fungi; Ascomycota; Pichiomycetes; Serinales; Debaryomycetaceae
Exons: 1
Coding region: 1-576 (191 amino acids)
Source: RefSeq, a predicted model, not a curated record
AUGUCCUUCACCCAAGCCCCUAGUAGUCUUGAAACUCUCCAAACUGAACAAGCGUAUGAUCCACGUCAGAAUGAGAGGUUCCACCUAUACCCUAGAGAUAGAAUAGAAGCACUCGCAACCACAUCUGGGUUAAUAGGUCUAAUGAGUGGAUUUUACGAUGGUGUACAAAAGGCAGCAGCUAGAUACUUGCUUGAAAAUGGGCACCGUCUACCCAAAACCAAAGGAGGAUGGUACUUUUACCACAAGAGGAAAAAUUACGAAAUCAUUGUUGGAGGUACAUCAACAGGGCUCAAACGUGGAUUGAAAUAUGGUGGUGCUGUGGGCAGUUUGUUUUUACUCGAGUAUGGCUUAGACUAUGUACGAGGACAGAUUGAUUUUAUAAAUACAACGGUUGCUGCGCUAAUUGGAGCAACAGUUUACACAAGGUUUCAACAUUUGAGUCGCUUGCAAACUAGAAAAAUGAUCAUGAGAGGAACUACAGCUGGGUUGUUAUUAGGAAUAAUACAAGAUUCUUUAAUAUAUGCAAGACUGGGGCAUAUAUGGUAUGUUGAUGAAUAUGCACGUCGAUUAAAGUGA